Austrofundulus limnaeus is the source of this 5575-nucleotide messenger RNA. Its product is annotated as arf-GAP with GTPase, ANK repeat and PH domain-containing protein 1. The coding region runs from base 764 to 4393 and encodes 1209 amino acids. Gene Ontology annotation, cellular component: nucleus. Gene Ontology annotation, molecular function: GTPase activity; GTPase activator activity; protein binding. The record is from RefSeq and is a predicted model, not a curated record. Gene Ontology annotation, biological process: negative regulation of neuron apoptotic process; activation of GTPase activity. NCBI's taxonomy places the organism in Eukaryota, Metazoa, Chordata, Actinopteri, Cyprinodontiformes, Rivulidae. The transcript is spliced from 20 exons.
ACCACCGCUGCCUCCUCUCAGUAAGCCGCUCUUUCUCCCGGUCUAAUUGCCGGGGCUGCAUCCUGUGCGGAGCUGGUUGUGCAGCAGGCUGACGGUGGGGUAGAGGAGAGCUGCAAGGCUUCAGUGGCAGCGAGAAGAAGAAGAGGAGGAGGAGGGGGAAGAAAAGGAGGAGGGGCAGGCUUUGGUGAGCUACUGGGCUUCCUCUGCCUCACAGACACAUUUUAUUGACUUGCUAAUUGGAUGAGGCUCUCGGAGGAGAGGAUGCAGUGACCGAGAGGAGCUGCUCCAGAUGAGGGAUACGGGCUCAAGAAAAGCAUCGCUUGGAUCCCUAAAUCUGGMUUCUUAAUCCCCCGCUUUUUCCCCCUCUCCCCUUUCUGCAGGCGGAACAACAGAUGUUUUUUGAGCAUCUCUCAGUGACCCUCGCACCGUGCACAUAAUUCUGUGCAUGACAUUGUCGAACGGAGGCUCCACUUGCCAGACGCUUCGUGACAAUUGAAUGAUUUCCAUUUUCUCCCCCAUUCCCUUUCACCGUUUUUUAUUUUAUUUUGAAUUCACCAGCUGGAGAGAUUUCUAUCWAUUCUUUGAUAUGCCGUUUGGUUUGAGUGGCAUUCUGAUGGCAGGAUAAAUUCAUCAGAUCAAACCUACGUGGAGCUGUGACUGGAUAUUCUACUGGAAUAAAAUGAAGCCUUGUUGCCAUGACUGAGGGGUGCAGCUCCUGUGAGGUCAGAGAGCAGGUGCCACCACGCUGAGGUCUGCUGUCCCAAUGAGCCAAGCAGGCAGCACGCAGAGACGCACCACCUACCUCAUCUCCCUCACUCUGGUGAAGGUUGAGGCCGUGCCAGAGGAUGUCGCAGGGAACCAGACGGAGGGCCCUCCAGAGGGGGAAGGGAGCCCUAAGAAGAAGGAGGAGGACAAGAAGGAGGAUGUGAGCGAUGCCCCUGAAAAGGAGGAAGGACCUCUCUGUGUGGAAGUGGGCGGGGAGGCGAACGCACAGGUGGAGCAGGAAGUGGAACAGGUGCAUGCCAAGUACGGCAGCCCGAUCGAGAGCAGGGAYAAGCCCGAGAGGAAGGAGGUGCUCCAGAAGGACGUUGUGCCGGUCGGGAAGAGCAAAGACCCAUGUUUUGUACAUCCGCCUGCCAGGCAAAUGGUCAAAGUGUAUGGGGGGACUUUCUCAGAGGGGCCCGUGCGCAGAGAGGGGCCCCGCUCAGAUGCCUUACGCCCUAAGACGGAGCUGUACCGGGAGCCUCCGGCCCUGUUCCCRAAGGGGGAAAACGGGGCCGACUUGAACCUCCGCUCACGCUCCAGCCUCCCCUUUUCUGCCCCGCAGCAGCUCAGCCAGCCGCCUCAAGUGGUGAUGAGGCCGCACGCAGGAGGGAGCGCCACAUGUUGGAGGGAGCUCAACACAAGCCUGUAUCACUCCGCCAAAACUUUAGACCGACGGGACAACCAGCCGCCGUCGAUGGCCGCUACGACCCUGGGGCCUUACAGGGCGUCCUGGGCCGACAGCGACGGGCGAGGGGCGCUCAUCCGGCCCGGGGCUCCCAUCAGCGGGGGGUUCUCGGGUGUGAAGACCCGUGACAGCCCUCAGGGGGAGCGGUACAAGGCGGUUUCUGUGUCUUUACCCGCACCCCCUGCCCCGGACRUGGCCAGGCCUCCGAGGAAAGGUACAAGUUGUACCCUCGACAGCGGCGACCUGCACCCUUUCUCCGAGGACUUGAAGAAAGGGAAGGAGGGUCAGGGAGGAACGAUCCAGCGAGCUCCUCCUCGUGACCGCAAGAUGCUCAAGUUCAUCAGUGGGAUUUUCACCAAGAGYACGACUGGGUCACCGAGCGCCGGCGUCGCACCGCCGCUGUAUCCUGCUGUGGAGAGGGGCUCGAGCGAGGAGGAAGUUGCGUGCACCAGCAAUCCAGAAUGGACCAUGAGCCAAACUGUGCAAGAACUCCACCUGGGUGUUUUGGGAGGUCUGUGCAGUGGGAAGUCUGCUCUCGUCCACAGACACUUAACAGGAAGUUAUCUUCCGGCAGAGAAUGCAGAAGGCCGACAGUACAUCAAGGACGUAUUGGUAGAUGGACAGAGUCACCURAUGAUAAUCAGAGAGGAGACAGAACUCCCAGGGGCUCAGUUUGCGAGCUGGGUGGAUGCCGUCAUCUUGGUGUUCAGCUUGGAAAACGAGGCCAGCUUCCAGGAAGUUUACAGAUUCUACCACCAGCUUGCCAUGCAUCGGCCUGUCACUGAGAUCCCUUUUGUAGUCGUUGGCACUCAGGAUAAGAUCAGCAGCACCAACCCGAGGGUGAUAGAUGACGCCAAGGCCAGACAGCUCUGCUCAGACGUGCGUCGCUGCACUUACUACGAAACCUGCGCGACGUACGGCCUCAAUGUGAACCGAGUCUUCAAUGACGCUGCUCAGAAGAUCAUGGCGGCCAAGAAACAAGCCGCUUUACUGGCUUCCUGUAAGUCUCUUCCCAACUCUCCCAGUCACUCUGGAGGCUCCACCCCAGUGUCUGGGGUCUUUCCAGGCCAGGCCAGUAACGGUGGUCAGAGCAGUGAUUACUCCUCUUCUCUUCCCUCCACCCCGGUGAUCAGCCAUAAAGAGAUUGGCCGAACUUUAAGAGGUGAGAAAUCAGACGGCGCCGGGCCCGGGUCAGUUCGCGGAGUUCGGAGGCGCACCCCGAGAUUUGCAGGUCGGAGAGGCAGCGACUCAAACAGACGAAGUGCCGACUAUAAGGGCGAUUUUGGCAGCGGGCGCUUCAUUCCCGUCAAACAGGGCAUCUUGCUGAAACGCAGCGGGAACUCGCUCAACAAAGAGUGGAAGAAGAAAUAUGUUACUCUGUCCAAUGAUGGCAUACUGUCCUACCACUCCAGUGUCAAUGAGUACAUGCUGAACACCCCGGGGAAAGAGAUGGACCUGCUGCGAGUCACUGUGAAGGUGCCGGGGAAGCGACCCCCGCGUGCUGUGCCAACGUGUGGCCCCCCGGCUGGGCUUAACGGGCGGGUCAAAGAUGUGCUGGGACCUGAGGUCCCAGUCAGCACCAGCAGCCUCCUACAGGUGGAGGAAAUGGAGGAGCUGGGAGGUGCACUGUUCCUGAGGAGUAAAGUAGGUGUGCAGCGGUGUCCGUCUACACUUUCCAACCACGCUCAAGAUUCUGCUGUUGAGGGAGUCUCCAGUUCUUCCUCCACUAAAGACGUGGGCUCUGCCUCCCCGCUGACCGACAGAAAGAAGUAUCGCAGGAAGAAGAGCACGAAUCAGAAAGGAGACGCAACCUUGGGUCAAGCAGACGCGAAACGCAAAAUGUGGAAACUCAAAAGUUUUGGUAGCCUUAGAAACGUGAGCAAGACGGAUGAGGAGAACUUUGACUUCCUGGUCGUGUCGAGUACCGGCCAGACGUGGCACUUUGAAGCCCARAGUGUAGAGGAGAGAGACUCCUGGGUCCAAGCCAUCGAGAGUCAGAUCCUGGCCAGCCUGCAGCUGUGUGAGAGCAGCAAAAACAAGGACAAUAAGAACAGCCUAAGUGAAGCCGUGGCGAUGCAGGCGAUUCGAAAUGCAAAGGGCAACGACUUCUGUGUGGACUGUGACGCUCCGAAUCCAACCUGGGCCAGUCUGAACCUGGGCGCGCUCAUAUGCAUCGAGUGCUCUGGGAUCCACAGGAACUUGGGGACCCACCUGUCUCGGGUUCGCUCGCUGGCCCUCGACGAUCUGCCAAGAGAGCCCACGCUGGUUCUCAGCACCAUCGGCAACCACAUGGUCAACAGUAUAUGGGAGGCGCGCACCAUGGGCCACCGUAAACCAGCGCCAGAUGCUUCCCGGGAAGAGCGCGAGUCGUGGAUCCGAGCCAAGUAUGAGCAGAAACUGUUUGUGGCGCCGUUGCCUCCUCCCACUCCCGGCAAGAGCCCAGACAUCACUCUKUCAGGCCGUCUUCUGUUGGCAGUGAUGGAGCGCAAUCUGCCCAAGCUGCUGCUCCUUUUGGCCCACUGCAACAAGGAGGACAUGAACGCCCCUCCCGGCCUGUCGCUCCCCACCAGGUCGCUCCUAGCGCUCCGGCUGCCUGGCUCUGCCCUGCACGCUGCCUGUCAGCAGGCUGAUGUGGUGAUGACUCAGCUUCUUGUUUGGUACGGCUGUGACGUCCGGCAUCGGGACGCUCAGGGGCAGACGGCGCUGACUCUGGCUCAAAGCGCCGGAAGCCAGGAGUGUGUGGACAUCCUGCUGCAGCACGGCUGCCUGACCGAAUUGGCCUCCUCCGCUGCCACCGCUGGCUUAUCUGCAGCAGCCGCAAUGACGACCAGCUUCCCUGUUUCCAUGACGUCCAGCUUGACGGUUGCCACGACGCUCAAGUACCCACAGAAGAGCGGCAGCGCCGGCCUGAGCUACAGCACCUCCCGGCGAGCCGUGUCGUAAUCACAGAGUGGCGCGGGAGCUUGCCGCUUUUGCACUCAUUGUGUGUCCCAUUCAUCCAUCCACCCAGACCAGCAGGAGCGAUGAACACGUGGACUGAUGCUGCAGUCAGAGGUGUGUGCGUGUGCGUGUAUGUGUGUCUGUGUGUGUGCGCGUGGGUGUGAUGAAAACUGGAGAAUUUCACCAAAAACAAACCCACAUUUUCAUGCCCCAUGCGUUCAGACCCAACAGGAAUGUACCGAAGCGUUUAGCAGACUCGUGUCCCGUCAUGCGGUCGAUGCUCGACUCCAGCCUCCACAGUCUGCCUGCAGCCUCAAACUGCUCUCCCUUCGCUGCCAAAGCCCAAAAGUAAAGAACUGCAAUAAGUUUACGAUUUGAUAACAGGACGCAUCGGACUUAACACAACACACUGCAGCAGCUAAUAACUUUGACAGUGAAUGUGAGUUUUCAACCCAUCAAAGCUUGUCAUUAAGUGCAUAAAUUAGUAAGUUGAUGUGAAAAAAAUCGUUAGUGACCAGAGAAAAGAGGGGAUUUAAAGAUAAAACUGCUGUAUAGAAAAAUGGAUAAAACUAUAAAAUUAUAAAAAUUUCCAGUUUGUUAUUGUACGAUUUGUACAGUUGGUUCUGUGAAAAAAAGAGAGAAAAAAAAAGCGUUACUCAUUGCUGUUAAGAGAUUUACUGUACAGAGUUUUUGUUUCGUUUGUUAGCGGCGUGUCUGAUUAAACACUGUACAGGAUGUGAGCGUUACGACGCCGGCAGUAGCUCAUUAUUACAGAGAGUGUAGAUGAAAUGAUCUUUGACUGAAUGUAAACAAAUACUAAUAUGUUUUCCAGAGGAUAAAGUUUUCAGCUGACAUUACUCCUGAUGUGACUAAUAUAAAUUAAAAGUUAUCUUUUGACCGAUGAGAUUGUCUCAUUUAAAAAGAAAAUGGCCGCCUAAUGACUCAGUGAUUUUUUUUUUCUAAGUGGAUGAAAGUAGACGUGAAGCAGAGGAAUGUUUUCCUAAUUUAUAAUUUUUAAAAAAGCAUAUUGUCAAGCUUUCAUGUACUGUAAGUACUUUUACUUUGACCGGAAGCUGUCUGUUACUGUGACGUAUACAUCACACACCACCUGCUUGGGUUUUUCUUUCUUUUCUUUUGUUUUUUUAACUUAUUCAAUAAAAUUCUAGAGCAUUUAUUACCACGAAA